AAGCUGCCAAUAAUAAAGGGAGAGGUCUUGGAUUCUUAACCAAACCUUUUGCAUCAUUUUAAUCUGAGGCAUAGAAGAUUCUGUGAAUAUGGAAAUUGAGGCUGCUUCGGAAAUAAGGAACAUGUCUACCCAGACAAAUAUAACUUUAACAGCAUCGACUGAGAACUAUGAUGACUACGCAGACACAACAUUUGAUUAUAACAAUUACGAAGAGCGUUGCGAAAAAAGUGAUGUCCGAAUGUUUGCCCAGAUUUUUCUUCCUGCCUUCUACAGUGUGGCGUUCGUGCUUGGAACGGCAGGCAAUUCCUUGGUUGUCGCUAUCUAUGCAUGUCACAAGAAAACGAAAACCAAGACUGAUGUUUACAUUUUGAACUUGGCAAUAGCGGAUUUGUUGCUACUCUUUACUCUUCCCUUCUGGGCAGUGGAUUCUGCCGUAGGGUGGCUAUUUGGAACAGGAAUGUGCAAGAUAACCUCAGCGUUGUACACUGUAAAUUUUGGCUCUGGUAUGCAAUUCUUGGCCUGCAUUAGUCUGGAUAGAUACUUUACUGUAAACAAAGCGUCAAGUCAUCGAAAUUUUGCAAAAAGGUGCCGGGCAAUUUGCCUCUUUGUCUGGGCCACUUCCAUUUUGUUGAGUAUCCCAGAUUUCUACUUUAGCACUGUGAAAGAACACAAUGGUAGACGCACAUGUCUUCCAGAAUACCCCAAGGACUCUGUAAAGGUGAUGACAGUCCUAAUCCAGAUUCUGGAUAUAGUAUUUUGUUUUGUGUUGCCUUUUUUUAUUAUGUUAUACUGUUACUCUGCAAUGGCCAAAGUAUUACUAAAAAAAGACAAUAUCAAGAGAUCAAGGUCUCUAAAGGUUUUAUUAUCUGUGGUGGCAAUCUUUCUUAUAACUCAGUUACCAUACAAUAUAAUUAAGUUCUGGAGAGCAAUUGAUUUAAUAUAUGCCCUUAUUACAAUAUGCAACACUAGUAGGACCAUUGACAUAAUGAUCCAGGUGACUAAAAGCAUUGCUUUGUUUCACUGCUGUCUUAAUCCAGUACUAUAUGCCUUUAUGGGGGCAACAUUUCAAUCCUAUAUUACCAAAACUAUCAAAAAGUGUGGUUUUUGGCAAAAACAAACAUCAAGUGCUGAAGAGUAUUCCAUGCACUCAGAAAAUCAUGUGGAAGAAACAAUUAGUCUCUCUCUCUAGCAAUGCAUGGGACUUUAUACAGGACAGACGAUGUUUGAGAUAUUAUCUUAAACAUUAUGAAGAUGGAACCUUUUAAAAAGCUCACAUUAUAAGUUAACAAGCAGAUGUAGCUGGGGCAAGUAUUUAAAGGGGCGGCCUAAAUGAAGGCUUGGGUUGACAUAUUCCAGGAGGUAGGAAGCAAUGGUACCAUAAAUUUUAUGGCUGGUGCACAGCUUAACUCAGUAUUUCACAUUGGAGAUGAGAGACAUCCUUACAAAAUUAUGUGGAUUGUCUCAUAAACCAAAAAGAUCUAAAAGUAAACAUUAGCUUCCUCCAAGCACAUGAACUGUCCCACCAAUCUCAUUUCUACACUCAGACUUGCUCCUCUAGCUGAUCCCCAGGCUCUCCUCACACUGCAUAUCCUUUGUUAAAAGUAAUAGUACAUAACUUUAUGCCCCCACACUUCACUGUGGAAGUGUGCUAUGGAGCUGUACUAUCUAGGCAUAGAUCACUGCAAUGCACAAGGGCCAGGAGAUCUCUCAUCUUAUUGGGUAAUCAGCUCCCUAGUUAACAGAAUGUUUUUUUCUGACAUUGGGAAAAUGUGUUCCAGAGCAAAGGACACAAGGUUUAGGAAAGAGGAGGGAAAUAGGAAGAACAGAAGGUGAGAGUGCAUAAGAAAGAUGGAGAUGAAAAGGGCAGCAACAUGGAAGACUAGUGAGAUUGAUAAUGGAGUAGGUCAAUGACAAGUAUAUAAAACAUGCAUAUUUUAAUAUUGCUAGAGGUCACACCAUGAUUGGCAUGAACCAUUGCAAUGGAAAGUGGUCUUAUAAGGACACUUCCCUUAGCUAUGCUCAUAUAGUUUAUAUAUCCUAUAGUAUAAUUUAUCAAGUAUAUUGUAUACAUGGUAUUUACACAAACCAACUGGAUAUACAGUCUGUAUUCAAGCACUAAACAUUGUAGCACAUUUAUAAACACAAAACAUCUUUAUCUAAUUGUUCACAAGUUUGUUUUAUCAAAGGAGAAAAUACAAUCUUAACUGCGUGUGUCCCAAUCCAUUUACAAUUUUACUCAUUCAAGAAAAUCGUAUGCAUGU
Messenger RNA from Spea bombifrons (plains spadefoot toad), 2261 nucleotides. RefSeq names its product atypical chemokine receptor 4 (gene ACKR4). Bases 89 to 1189 code for a protein of 366 amino acids. Gene Ontology annotation, biological process: immune response; G protein-coupled receptor signaling pathway; chemotaxis. Gene Ontology annotation, molecular function: chemokine binding; chemokine receptor activity; scavenger receptor activity. The transcript has 2 exons. NCBI's taxonomy places the organism in Eukaryota, Metazoa, Chordata, Amphibia, Anura, Pelobatidae. The record is from RefSeq and is a predicted model, not a curated record. Gene Ontology annotation, cellular component: membrane.